GUCCGGCCCCAGCCCCAGCCCCAGCCCCGGCCCCGCCCUCGCCCUGCCUAGCUCGCGCGGCAGCAUGGCGGGCCCCGGCCUGAAGCGGCGCCCGCCGGCGGCUCCCGCGGCGGCCACAGAGGAGGAGCGCCAGGCGCGGGAGCGGAUGCUGGCCGCGCGGCCGGCGGAGGGCGAGGGCGUGACCCUGCAGCGCAACAUCACCCUGCUCAACGGCGUGGCUAUCAUCGUGGGCACCAUCAUCGGCUCGGGCAUCUUCGUGACGCCCACCGGCGUGCUCAAGGAGGCGGGCUCGCCCGGGCUGGCGCUGGUGGUGUGGGCCGUUUGCGGCGUCUUCUCCAUCGUGGGCGCGCUCUGCUACGCCGAGCUGGGCACCACCAUCACCAAGUCUGGCGGAGACUACGCCUACAUGCUCGAAGUGUACGGCUCGCUGCCCGCCUUUCUCAAGCUCUGGAUCGAGCUGCUCAUCAUCCGGCCCUCCUCGCAGUACAUCGUGGCGCUCGUCUUCGCCACCUACCUGCUCAAGCCGCUCUUCCCCACCUGCCCGGUGCCGGAGGAGGCCGCCAAGCUCGUGGCCUGCCUAUGCGUGCUGCUGCUCACGGCCGUGAACUGCUACAGCGUGAAGGCCGCCACCCGUGUGCAGGACGUCUUUGCUGCCGCCAAACUCCUGGCUCUGGCCUUGAUCAUCCUGCUGGGCUUCAUCCAGAUUGGGAAGGGUGACGUGUCCAAUCUGGAUCCCAAGUUCUCAUUUGAAGGCACCAAACUGGACGUGGGGAACAUUGUGCUCGCGCUGUAUAGUGGUCUCUUUGCCUACGGGGGAUGGAACUACUUGAACUUGGUCACAGAGGAGAUGAUCAACCCCUACAGAAACCUGCCCCUGGCCAUCGUCAUCUCCCUGCCCAUCGUCACCCUGGUGUACGUGCUCACGAACCUGGCCUACUUCACCACGCUGUCCACGGAGCAGAUGCUGACCUCGGAGGCCGUGGCCGUGGAUUUCGGGAACUACCACCUGGGUGUCAUGUCCUGGAUCAUCCCCGUCUUCGUGGGCCUGUCCUGCUUCGGCUCCGUCAACGGGUCCCUCUUCACGUCCUCCAGGCUGUUCUUCGUGGGGGCCAGGGAGGGCCACCUGCCGUCUGUUCUAUCCAUGAUCCACCCGCGGCUCCUGACGCCCGUGCCGUCCCUUGUAUUCACGUGCGUGAUGACCCUGCUGUACGCCUUCUCCAGAGACAUCUUCUCCGUCAUCAACUUCUUCAGCUUCUUCAACUGGCUCUGCGUGGCCCUGGCCAUCAUUGGGAUGCUGUGGCUACGCUACCGCAAGCCCGAGCUGGAGCGGCCCAUCAAGGUGAACGUGGCCCUGCCCGUGUUCUUCAUCCUGGCCUGCCUCUUCCUGAUCGCCGUCUCCUUCUGGAAGACGCCCGUGGAGUGCGGCAUCGGCUUCACCAUCAUCCUCAGCGGCCUGCCCGUCUACUUCCUCGGCGUCUGGUGGAGCAACAAGCCCAAGUGGCUGCUCCAGGGCAUCUUUUCCACGACAGUCCUUUGCCAGAAGCUCAUGCACGUGGUCCCCCAGGAGACAUAAGCAGCGGGAGCCGAGGAGCCCCCGAGGAGAGGCACAGGCUCAUAAAUGACCCACCCCCCGAAGGCCGCUCGCCCGUCAUCCAGGCAGCUCAGCCACGCGUCCCCAUGUCCCUUGGCUGGGCCGGGCCGGCCACCGCGAAACCUGGUACGAAUUCACUCCCUGCAGCCGGACGUGGCAGGUACCUCUCGAGCGUGGAGGCGAGAGCGUCGGACGGAGAAGAGACCGCGGGCCUCCUGCCGUGUCGGGCCUUCUCCCUUCUCACCUCUGUUUAUUUGUAUUAUUAUUUUUUUAACUUAAAUCUUGGGUUCGGCCGAUGCCACCAAGACGAUUACUUUUUAAAUACAUUAUGGAGGGGGCAGUGUUUUCUCCCCUGGCGCCGCCCGCACACAACGUGCCUCAGGGGGACCGGUCCCCUCGCCAGAUUGGGGCAGGUCUCCGGGAACGGGGUGGGGGUUCCUGCCCGGACGUGGCCGCACCCUCUGGACAGCAGCCCGACGUGUGCCCUCGGCUUUUCCUUGUUCGUUGUUAGAGACGUAGCGACACUCGUGAAACUAACCCCAGGGACUUUGGUCUCUUUGCCUUAAAGACCUGAACUGGUUCCUCCCCGCCCCCACCCCAGAGGGAGCGAACAGCUCAGCGAGAUGCCGCGGGCUUCGGGAGGACAGGCCUCGGGCUGCUCCUACAUCCUGGCCCCGUUCUCCAGAAAGGACCUGCUCCCGGGUUCCAGGCCCGGCGGCUGCUGCGGCGGGGGCUGAGCCCAGGGCGGGCCAGCUGGCCCAUCUGGCACUCCUGCCCAUGUGCGGAACGGGCCAGUUCGGGGACCAGGCCCUGUCACUCAGGAUACCUUUGGGCACCUGACUGUAUGUACCCAGCCCGAACAGAUCCGAUCUACUGGUUUUGGAGCCAAGCUUUAGUUCUUUCAAAGCUCCAUACUUGAAAUCUUCUAGAAGCAGACACUGCGAGCCCUCAUGGGCUUCCCGUCCGGGUCCCUCGAGACUGCCUCUCCUGGGCCUUGAGGACUGGACGGCAGCCAUCUGGGCCUGUCCCCUCUCCUGUCACCUGUCCUGGGCUCGAUUCCCAUUGUCCGGAAGCUGGAGCCCAGCCUUCCCCGCUCCGCCUGCACCUGCUCCGGAGGCCACCUGACUGGGGUCCCUCCCAUGGAGGCUGCGACAGCAGGCUUUGUUUUUGUGGUUCCCAUGGCGUCUUCCCCUGGGGAGGCAGCUGAGGCCCAGAAGCUCAGCUGGCCUUCCCGGGCUGUCACUGCAUCCAGGGAGCCGGUGUGGGGAGCAGCAGCAUCCAAGGUCAGACCGCCUCCCUCCAAGCCCAUCUUAGGCACUGGGGGCUCUGCCUUGGCCUCUGACUGCUGACCUUCCCACCAGGGAGGGUUGAGUCCAGGCAUCAGGCUUCCUUGCUCAGCUGCGGCCACAUGAGCAUCAAGCGGCCAGUCCAGCCACAGCCACCCCCUGGGGCCCUGGCCCCACGAGGUGCUACCGGCCCAGAGAGACCUGACAGGCAGCUUGUGGGGCCCGGCUGGGCAGGGAGGCUGUAGAGGAGGUGGCCUCUGCUGGGCAGGAGACCCUGCCACCCUGAGGCUCCUGAUGCACCGACAUCCAUGGACGACUCUGCAUCAGCUGAGUCCUCCUGGGCCCCAAUCCCUGCCUCUCGGGGUCCAGCUCAAGUCUGAGGCCAGGACGUCACCAAGCAGCAGGAGGCCUGGUCUGCCUUGAGCCUUGGUUUUCUCAUCUGCAAAUGGGGGCGGUGGUUGGUGUGUCCCUGCCUCGUAGGAUUUGCACAAAGAGGACACUGACUGUUGUGGCGACCACAGCCCCAGGCACAGGUGGCAGGAUGCUGCCCAGCUGGCACUGCCCUCGGCCUCUCUGCUGGGGCUCCAGCUAUGUCCGAGCACAUUCCUGCCUCUUCCCUCAGGGGUGGGGCAGUACUUGGGGUGCGUUGAGGUCCAAACCCCCAGUCCUGGGUGUGACCUGCCAGCACAGGGAGCAGGUAGGCUUCCCUGGGGCAUUGGACCGGUGCCCUCCUGCAGGGUGACUGCUCCCUGGGCCCCAUGUUCACACUGUAAGGUCAGAGGUUGUUCUGAAGCACGGCCCCCUGGCAUCUUGAAGGCAGGCUGGGGCCGGGUCUGCGGUUCAUGGGGCUGUGUCCCCCGCGGUUCAGGGACCCCUCGUGAAGGCAGGCCCGUCCCGCCCCCUGGCCCUGCUGUGUCUGCGCCCCGGGGCCACCUCCGCUCCAUGUGACCACACUACUGACCCAUGUCCCGAGCGUCCUGUUUGGGGGUCCCUUUUCUCCUGAGCUGAAUCCUGGCAUAACAAGCGCGUGAGUGUCCAGCUGCUCUGCUUUAUCUCGUCCUCGCGUCUCGCUGGUGGAAAGGGUGCCGUCCGCGCCGUGUUUGUUUAUCGUAGGGCGGCCGGUCCGGCCACACCGCCGCCCGCCGCUGCACCCCGUGGCAGUGUCUGUGACUUCGUGCCGCUUCCGCUUCUAUUAACGGCUCACCCAUUCAACUUGGCUGGUUUGGGGUGGGGUGUUCUGGUUUGUGUGUUUUGGGGGGGGUGUUUGUUUUUAAAGAACACUUGGAAUUAUAA
This is a messenger RNA of Phacochoerus africanus (Common warthog), 4170 nucleotides long. It is a transcript of the gene SLC7A5, whose product is annotated as solute carrier family 7 member 5. The record is from RefSeq and is a predicted model, not a curated record. NCBI's taxonomy places the organism in Eukaryota, Metazoa, Chordata, Mammalia, Artiodactyla, Suidae. Gene Ontology annotation, biological process: neutral amino acid transport; amino acid transmembrane transport. Bases 65 to 1573 code for a protein of 502 amino acids. Gene Ontology annotation, cellular component: membrane. Gene Ontology annotation, molecular function: L-amino acid transmembrane transporter activity; neutral L-amino acid transmembrane transporter activity. The transcript has 10 exons.